GCCAGAGUGUGGAGGCUCGGCCUGAAGCCCGGUGGGAUAUGGCCGGCUGCGGGGCCUCGCUGUCGAGCUUCUUCUUCGAGUAUGACACUCCGCGCAUCGUGCUCAUCCGCAGCCGCAAAGUAGGGCUCAUGAACCGAGCUGUGCAGCUACUCAUCCUCGCCUACGUCAUCGGAUGGGUGUUUGUGUGGGAAAAAGGCUACCAAGAGGUAGACUCAGUCGUCAGUUCCAUCACCACAAAGAUGAAAGGUGUGGCCUUGACCAACACCUCGGACCUGGGGAUCCGGAUCUGGGAUGUGGCCGACUACGUGGUUCCGGCUCAGCAGGAGAAUGCACUGUUUAUCAUGACCAAUAUGAUUGCUACCUUGAAUCAGAGGCAGGGCACGUGUGCCGAGCUUCCAGAUGACAAAACUAUGUGUAAGUCAGACGAUGACUGUGCUCAUGGCUCCAUUGAUGUCCAUAGCAACGGGAUAUCAACGGGAAGAUGUGUAAACUAUAAUACUCAUGUGAAGACAUGUGAGGUGAUUGCUUGGUGUCCAGUGGAGAAUGACACCUAUGUACCCCGACCUGCCUUUCUGAAGGCUGCAGAGAACUUCACCCUCUUGGUUAAGAACCACAUCUGGUAUCCCAAGUUUAAUUUCACCAAGAGGAAUAUCCUUCCCAAUACCAGUGCCACCUACCUCAAGUCAUGCAUCUAUGACGCCAAGACAGACCCGUUCUGCCCCAUAUUCCAUCUUGGCAAGAUAACGGAAAGCGCAGGACAGAGCUUCCAGGAGAUGGCUGUGGAGGGGGGCAUCAUGGGCAUUCAGAUCAACUGGGACUGCAACCUGGACCGGGCCUCCUCCCACUGCCUGCCCAAGUAUUCCUUUCGCCGCCUGGACAACCAGGACUCGAACCACACGGUGUCCCCAGGCUAUAACUUCCGGUUUGCCAAAUACUACAAGGACGCAAAUGGCACCGAGACUCGGACUCUCAUCAAGGCGUAUGGCAUUCGCUUUGACAUCAUCGUCUUUGGAAAGGCUGGGAAAUUCGAUAUCAUCCCCACCAUGAUAAACAUCGGCUCUGGACUGGCCCUGCUUGGAGUGGCCACAGUCCUGUGUGACAUUAUAGUCCUGUACUUCAUGAAGAAGAAAUUUUACUACCGAGAGAAGAAAUACAAAUAUGUAGAAGAUUAUGAUCAGGGUCUCAAUGAAGCCUUCAGAACCGAAUAAUGAGGUCAGCCCUGUGGCACCCAGGGCUGGAAUCAGCCCCGGCCUUACACUGCAGUCGGGGUGCUCCCCUCUGCAGGAUGCCAAGGCAGGGAAGAUCAGCCACCCCUCGGAGAAGGCCGGACCUCCUCCAGCAGCCUCGACUCACUGCCUCCUUCUAGAUCUCCAAGAUUGCCUCCCCAAGUGUCCUAUGCUGUACGUUUGUUUGCCGAGUAAAUGGGUUGUGACUUGGUCUCAUUUUGCUGCUCAA
Molecule: messenger RNA, 1455 nt
Organism: Gracilinanus agilis (Agile Gracile Mouse Opossum)
Lineage: Eukaryota; Metazoa; Chordata; Mammalia; Didelphimorphia; Didelphidae
Gene: P2RX4
Product: purinergic receptor P2X 4
Exons: 12
Coding region: 39-1208 (389 amino acids)
Biological process (GO): monoatomic cation transmembrane transport; response to ATP
Cellular component (GO): plasma membrane; nuclear inner membrane
Molecular function (GO): purinergic nucleotide receptor activity; extracellularly ATP-gated monoatomic cation channel activity; ATP binding
Source: RefSeq, a predicted model, not a curated record